CCUCUCCCGCCUGCAGAUGUAGACCUUUGAGCGUGUCCCUUCCUCCUCCGCUCCCACAGCUCCCGGCCGACAUGGCGCACUAGAGGCAGCAGUGCCAGCGGCAGCAUUGGCCUUUGCAGCGGCAGCAGCAGCACCAGGCUCUGCAGCGGCACCUCCCAGCGGCUUAAGCCAUGGCGCUUUUCACGGCAUUCAGCAGCAGCAUUGCUGUAACCGACAAAGACACAUUCGAAUUAAACACAUUCCUCGAUUUCAGCAAAGCCCCACAACAUGACCGAGAUGAGCUUCUUGAGCAGCGAGGUGUUGGUGGGGGGCUUGAUGUCCCCCUUCAACCAGUCGGGUUUGGGGGCUGAAGAAAGCUUAGAUCUCUUAGACGACUACCUGGAGGUGGCCAAGAACUUGAAACCCCAUGGGUUCUCCAGCGACAAGGCUAAGGCGGGCUCCUCCGAAUGGCUGGCUGUGGAUGGGUUGGUCAGUGCCUCAGACAACGGCAAGGAGGAUGCCUUCUCGGGGACAGAUUGGAUGGUGGAGAAAAUGGAUCUCAAGGAGUUUGACUUCGAUGCCCUGUUAAGUUUAGGUGACCUGGACACCAUGCCUGAUGAGCUUUUGGCCACGUUGGAUGACCCCUGUGACCUCUUUGACCCCCUAGACCAGGAGAUUAAUAAGGAGCCCCCCCAUACCGUGAACCCAAUUGGCCAUCUUCCAGAAAGUUUACUAAAAACUGACCAGGUUGCCCCCUUCACCUUCCUGCAACCUCUUCCCCUUUCCCCGGAGGCCCUGUCCUGCACUCCGGAUCAUUCCUUUAGUUUAGAGCUGGGAAGUGAAGUUGACAUCUCUGAAGGAGAGAGAAAAUCAGACUCCACUACUUAUAUUCCCAUAACCCCUCAGUGCAUAAAGGAGGAGGAUGUCACCUCAGACAAUGACAGUGGCAUCUGUAUGAGCCCGGAGUCCUAUCUGGGCUCUCCCCAGAAUAGUCCCUCCACCUCCAGGGCCUCCCCAAACAGGAAUCUGCUGUCUUCAGCUACCCCCUGUGGGUCUGCUGGCCCCAAACCCUAUGACCCUCCUGUAGAGAAGGUGGUAGCUGCAAAAGUAAAGGGUGAGAAACUAGAUAAAAGGCUGAAAAAAAUGGAGCAGAACAAGACAGCAGCUACUAGAUACCGCCAGAAGAAGAGAGCAGAGCAGGAGGCCCUCACCGGUGAGUGUAAAGAGCUAGAAAAGAAAAACGAGGCUCUGAAAGAGAAGGCCGAUUCCUUGGCCAAGGAGAUCCAGUACCUGAAAGAUCUGAUAGAGGAAGUCCGCAAGGCCAGGGGAAAGAAAAGGGCCCCCUAGUUAGGGUAGUCGGUGUGCUUGUACAUAGGAGGCUUGUGCUGGAGAUGUGUAUCAUAAUAAAUUAUUUUGUAGUGAAAGUA
This is a messenger RNA of Myotis brandtii (Brandt's bat), 1406 nucleotides long. RefSeq names its product activating transcription factor 4 (gene ATF4). Gene Ontology annotation, biological process: regulation of transcription by RNA polymerase II. Bases 268 to 1326 code for a protein of 352 amino acids. The transcript is spliced from 3 exons. The record is from RefSeq and is a predicted model, not a curated record. Gene Ontology annotation, cellular component: nucleus; ATF1-ATF4 transcription factor complex; ATF4-CREB1 transcription factor complex. Gene Ontology annotation, molecular function: DNA-binding transcription activator activity, RNA polymerase II-specific; RNA polymerase II transcription regulatory region sequence-specific DNA binding. Lineage: Eukaryota; Metazoa; Chordata; Mammalia; Chiroptera; Vespertilionidae.